CGAAAGGGAGGAUUGAAGCAAGAUACUCAAUCACCAGCAGGACUCUGUGCAAUUAUGGAGGUCACCAAGUUUGUCGUCUCGGGGCGUGAAAAGGCGAAGCUCUUCGGGGACUAUGCGACCUACCGGACGCAGCUCUCAAAUCGCAUCCACAAUCUCCGAAAGAAACUGGGAAUCGCAACCAAACCCCGCGCAAAGUACACCCCCAAGGCCCCAGUGACGGCGGGGGACAUUGGUCGCAAUCAUGAAUAUGUGCACCUACUUCUGCUCACCUCGGAGCGUGCCUGGGCGAAUGCCAUGUCCAUGCGGGAGGUGCAUUCUGAAGAGACGAAAGGAAUGACUGGCUCAACUCGAUCGCAUAUAAUAUCCCGACUGCACAAAGCCGCAACUUACGCAAACGAUCUAUUUCGACUUCUGACUGAUCAGACCCAAACUGGCGCGACUGUUGGGGAUAUUCUUGAAGCACGUGCGUACGCCGCCUCACUCACCGGGGCCAGGGAGUUCGAAAGACAAAGCUGGGAAGCGUGUGUGAAGAGCUACUCGGAAGCUAGAAUAAUAUAUAACGCCCUUGCUACAUCUACAAAAAGUGACGUCUUUAGAGACCUGUUGUCGGACCCCGUCGAUCCUAGUAUACGAUAUGGCGCGUACCAGAUGAGACUACCUCGAACUGUUGCCAUACCCAUGAUUGCGCGGAAAUUCUUCCCUCAUUCAGAUUCGGAGUUGGUAUCGCAGGUAGAGGAAUUGGACCCGGAUGUGCUGAGUGACCAGCCCAAGGCCAAGUCAGCAGCCGCAGAAGCGGGAGCUGCGCCAAAGACUAUAACGUGGAGGUCUCGAGAGGUCGAUUUGGAAGAUGCUGCAAUAGCUACGGCAUUGGCGUCAGUGAACGCUGCAGCGAGAAAAUUAUCAGAGACAUUAGCCUCUUCGACAACUUCCCAACCCAAAGACCGAGCGUCGGCUUAUGAUGAUAUACUUAUUGCAAGCCAGGAUGCAGUCGAUGCAACAAAACAUGCAAUCGACGAACUAGUAUCCGAAGGUGUAGGACAAGGUGAUAGGCGGAUGCAAAGUUUACAAAUCACGAGAACGGCAGUCAGUUACGAUAUGGUUAGUUGGCGAAUAGGACGGAAUAGGGUGCUGGUCGGAGAACGUGACGGCGCAGUGUUGGACGACUCAAGCGCGAACCUACCAAAGAAGAAGAACCGCAACAAGCCAUUGAAAGAGGAGGGUACAGGACGGAAACUAGCUCAUUUACGAGAGAAAGCGGUGCUCUACGAUUCAAUCUUGCAAAGUUUGGACUCGAUCAAAGAGCUUCCAGGAAUUGCGGCCGAUUCAGCAUUGCUAGAGGAGUUGGAAGCAAAAUAUGGCUACUUCUCCGCCCUGAAAUGCCUCACUAUAGCACGCUCCCACGCCUUACUCUCAAACCCCAAAAAUGCCCUAGCUCUGCUUGCUCGCGCGUCAGAAAAGUGCAACGCAGCACACGCCUACCUCUCAUCCGCAAUGGAUGCCUCCUCUUCAUCCCCACCCAACAUCUCUGUUUCUCCCUCCGAGGUGCAAUUCUUGCAAGAUCUCCUCGCAGGCGAGGUGCAGCGUUACCGCGCUUUAGUUGAGCUCUUGAACCUCAACGAGGCCGCUCAGAAGAGCGAAGAAGGCAACAACAAAACACCGCUCGUAGAGCGGUUAAACGAGUACCCAUCCAAAGGUGUUGAUUUGCAGAACUUGGUGCAGUGGCCACCGAAGUUAGAGCCAGUACCGGUAAAGCCGUUAUUCUUCGAUGCGGCUUGGAAUUACAUCGAGUAUCCGGGCAGACAGGUUGGAAAUGUGGCGGUAAAUGGGGCCAACGAGGAGAAGGCAAAUGCCGGCAAGGAGCAGACGCAGCAACAGAAGAAGGGAUGGUUUGGGUUUGGUAGAUAACCGUGCCGUAUCCGUGAAUCAAAGGACUCUGUUGCUGAAGAUUACUCCUUGAGCCUUUUUACAAUGCAUAGGAUACCACCAAAUCAAAAACACCGACACGUCUUGAGAAAUCGAAUCAAAGUUGGCAUAAUUCAUGUUUAGCGCUAAUAUCAAAUCGCACCCAAAUCCUGUGUUUCCAAAAACCAGGUCUUAUGGUAUGGUAACCGGCCCAAAACGCUGUCAAACC
Messenger RNA from Amorphotheca resinae ATCC 22711, 2131 nucleotides. RefSeq lists its product as hypothetical. Gene Ontology annotation, biological process: SRP-dependent cotranslational protein targeting to membrane. Lineage: Eukaryota; Fungi; Ascomycota; Leotiomycetes; Helotiales; Amorphothecaceae. Gene Ontology annotation, molecular function: signal recognition particle binding; endoplasmic reticulum signal sequence receptor activity; 7S RNA binding. The record is from RefSeq and is a predicted model, not a curated record. Gene Ontology annotation, cellular component: signal recognition particle, endoplasmic reticulum targeting. The coding region runs from base 55 to 1905 and encodes 616 amino acids. The transcript has 3 exons.